CACUUGAGUAAUAGACAACUCCAUUUACAGAUGUUUCUUACAAUUGUUAUGGUUAGCGCACUGGUGAAAGUUGCUAUAAUGAGCGAACUGUCCGCACAAGCAGCUCGUCCUCGUCCUUCAAGGGCGGCCACUAGUCCACUGCCGUUCGCGGAGCAAAUCGGUCCUCCUUCGUUACGAGCGAGGCGAGCAAUUACACCAACUCCAACAGGUCGAUUUCUUAUUAAAAAAGGUUGUUUUAUUUGUUUCUGA
This is a messenger RNA of Angiostrongylus costaricensis, 249 nucleotides long. The record is from the annotation of a GenBank genome assembly. NCBI's taxonomy places the organism in Eukaryota, Metazoa, Nematoda, Chromadorea, Rhabditida, Metastrongylidae.